This is a messenger RNA of Esox lucius (northern pike), 2232 nucleotides long. It is a transcript of the gene gjb9b, whose product is annotated as connexin 30.9. Gene Ontology annotation, biological process: cell communication. The record is from RefSeq and is a predicted model, not a curated record. Gene Ontology annotation, cellular component: connexin complex. The transcript is spliced from 3 exons. Bases 268 to 1068 code for a protein of 266 amino acids. NCBI's taxonomy places the organism in Eukaryota, Metazoa, Chordata, Actinopteri, Esociformes, Esocidae.
GACGGCUCUGGAGGGCAUGCUGCUGUCUCCUGUCCUCCCACCCAGGUACGCCGGGGCCCUUCCCUAAUCCCUCCCACAAUCCUGUCCCCAUCCACCUGAUCUGUCUGCCCGGGCUCACAAUGCUCACAGCACCAACCAGGGAGCUUCUCAUCAGUGGCAGAACUGUAACCUUUCUGCACUUCUGAUGUGCCUCUCCGUCAGGUAAGACCAGUGGCUGGAGAUCCAACAUACCUCUGUCCACCUGAGCAGUCCCUUUGUCCUCCCAAGAUGAACUGGGGAACCUUCCAGGCCCUCCUCGGCGGCGUGAAUCAGUACUCCACUGCAUUCGGACGGGUCUGGCUAUCCAUGGUGUUCGUGUUUCGUGUCUUGGUGUUCGUGGUGGCCGCCCAGCGGGUUUGGAGCGACGAAAACAAGGACUUUGUCUGCAACACGAUUCAGCCGGGCUGUGUCAAUGUCUGCUACGACCACAUCUUCCCCAUUUCACACAUCCGACUGUGGGCCCUGCAGCUCAUCUUCGUCACGUGUCCGUCCCUGAUGGUGGUGGGUCACGUGAAGUACAGACAGAAGAAGAACAUGCAGUACACAGCCGUACAUGAAGGGAAUCAUCUGUAUGCCAACCCAGGAAAGAAGAGAGGCGGGCUGUGGUGGACAUACCUAGUGAGUCUGGUCUUCAAGGCUGGCUUUGACGCCGGCUUCCUCUACAUUCUGUACUAUCUGUACGACGGUUACCACAUGCCACGUCUCUCCAAGUGUUCUCUGAAGCCAUGCCCCAACACCGUUGACUGCUUCAUCUCACGUCCCACCGAGAAAACAAUCUUCAUCCUGUUCAUGGUGGUCUCGUCAGUGAUCUGCAUCGUCUUGUGCAUCUGUGAGAUGUGCUACCUCAUCGGCAAGAAUGUCCAGAAGCGAAUUAUAAGAAAGGAAUUGGAGAAGAGGAGGAGGUUGGCUGAGUGGCACAAGGACACGUCCCUGGUGGGGCCGAGUUUGAAGUCGAAGGCUACAGUGUCUGUCUGGGAGGACCCAACUAACACAGCCUCCAUACAGAACCUCGCCACCAGGGAGACUUAAAGGCUCCAACCAGAAGUGGAAUAACCGGCGUCAUGUGACAGGGGUGGAGCUAGAUAAGGAGAUGGACGGUAAAAGGUUUUUCCAUCUUAGGUCAGUGAAAUGGAUACAAUUAACUUUUGGAGGAGUUGUGAUAACUUGAAUUGCUUUCACAUUCUACUUUUAGAGAACUUUUGUGAAAGAGUUAUACCAACUAAAAUACCCAACUUAACCCCUGGCACUCAAGGAAACCACUGUGUGGAGGGACUGGUGUCAUUUGUGUGAGCUACCAUCCACUGACACUGGGUCAACUCAUAUUCUAACAACGGGGAAAAAAAGAAUGUGUAUUUGGAGCUAACAUCUCUUUGUACAUAUUAUAUGCCAACGUUUCUCACAGUUACACAGUGAUUGAACCGUCACAUUCUCCGCUCCACUUUCUCACUGGUGGGUUCAGCACACACUGACAGCCUCCUACCUGAGAGACUGUUCCUGCCAGCUUCCCACCAAUCCACCUUAACAGGAAUGAGCGACUGUAUGUCCAUGUGUAUAACACUGUCUGCUGUAGAACUGCACUGACUGGAAAUUUCCCAUCUGCAGACCGUACCUUAUCCAUACUUUCAUUGAAUUUCAUAAUAAAUGUAUAAUAAAUAUAUAUAAUAAAUGGCAUGUAUAGAGCUCCGGAAACAAUUGAGAGACCACUGCACCUUUUUCUUUCCUUUUCAAAAAAGUCGAAAAGGAAGGUUUUGAGUGAGGAACAGAAGGGUUAAAUUAAGAGACCACUGCCAAUUGAACACUUCUGUUAGUCACUCAAAACUAUCCUUUUUAACUUUAUUGGAAAGGAAAGAAAAAUGUGCAGUGGUCUCUUAACUUUUUCCAGAGCUGUAUAUUUCUGAAGAAACUAACAAAUCAGUUGGGUUAAUGCAAAAUGCAAAACUCAUAUUCAAAUGUCUCAGUUUAGUUUUAAUAGACCUAGCUCUUAUAUCUGCACUUUCCAAAGGCACAAAUUCCCAGAAAAAUACAAACUCAAUCCUUGAAUGGAUUGGGUUUGUUCUAAAAUGACCCUCAGAAUUUGCUGGUACUUCCAAUCAGAGCACUUUAUUGCCAUUCUGACCGCACUUUCAUUAUCUACAUUUAUUGUUUUGUUUUAUAAAGUUUAAAAAAUCUGUUUAAAGCUUAAAAAGUCUGUGG